AUGGGAGACUUUUGGGUAUUAAUCCGUGGUCCAGCUUUAGUUGGUAUUACAUCAAUUACACCACCAACUAGUACUACAACAGGUAUUCCAAUUUCUACAACCGAGACCAGCAAUAUGAUUACCUUUAGCAGUACUCUGAAGUCAUCAACAUCAAUCAAAGCAAAUUCAAUAACACUAUUAAGCGAAUUUUUUCUUCAUAAUCUUUCUGUGAUCGAAAUUCCAUUAACAUCAUCUCGUGAAAUGUCAAAAACUUGUUCAAAUGAAGUAGUUAACGUUAUUGAAAACUCAAUAUAUUUGUUUUUUUUUACAUCAUUUGCUCAAUUUAUUAAUUAUGAUUUAUCAAGUGCUGCAAAUGGUAAAGAUGAUGAAGAUGCUAGAGAACAAAUUAAUCAAACAAAUCCUUAUUUGGAUGCAUCGAUGAUUUGUGGAAAUAAUAAAAAUAAAGUUGAUGAACUUCAAACAUUUAAGAAUCAGCAAAUGAAAAUGACGGAUUGUAGAAUUAAAAUUCUUCAACGUAUUAUUUAUAGUGAUUUUCUCUCAUUAAUGAUUAGAUCAUCUGCUUCUAAUUUUGGGAUUUAUCAACAUGAUUCAUUGGGAAAAAAGAUUCUUUGUUUCUCGUUUGAAAAACUUUUCAGAUCUUUUAUUUUAAUUUUUAAGACUGAUGCAACAAUAUUAAAUGAAUUUACAAUAGAUACUUAUAAUUUUAGUUAUGCAUUGAUCAAUGAUUUUGUACAUCGUUCUAACAAUCAACAUAAAAUGAUUAAAGAGCUUCCAUUAUCUCAUGUUAUAUUUCGUUCAAUAGAAACAUUUAAUCAACAAAUCGGUGGUAUAGAUACAUUAAUGUUUAGAUAUUUACCUGCACUAUCGGGUAAAUUUGAUUCAAUGUUAAAUGAUGUUUUACGUAAUCAUCUUUUUGAAGCGAAAAAAUCAAAUCAUGCAUGUAGAUUAAAGAAAGAAAAAUAUAUUGAAUUAUAUGAAAAAUACAAACGAGAAUAUGAUCAUUUAUCAACACUUGAAAGAGUACUUGGUCGAACGUAUGAUGAUUUAGAUCAUGAACAACAAGGACGGCUAACAGUUUCACAUACCGCGAUCCAAAUGAUACAACAAUAUUAUGGUAAAUAA
Molecule: messenger RNA, 1122 nt
Organism: Rotaria sordida
Lineage: Eukaryota; Metazoa; Rotifera; Eurotatoria; Philodinida; Philodinidae
Source: the annotation of a GenBank genome assembly